UAGAUUUUCAAAUGAGUCGGGUCUGUUCAAGUUCAACUAUCAACCCAAAGUUGAGUUUGAGUGAAAAUGUCACCAAUUGCGCAGUGACCAUUUUUUGUUCUUUUAGGGGAUCAGACAGAGUGUAGUAGAUGGACUUUCAACAGGGACGAUUUCUUAGAUGAUGAGCGUGGCGUUUUGGCUAAAGCGUUUGGUGUUGUGAAGGAAAAUGGAGGAGUAUUUAACGGUUCAUGGAACGACGAUAGAGGCGCUUUAUGGACGGGCGCAGAUGCAAAUUUCCUCGUUCCAAGAUUCGCUGGGAUGGACUUCCGUAAAACGAUGACCCUGUCAUUCUGGGUAAAAAUUAACUCAAGUGAAAUAAAUCAGACACUUAUACAUAACGGUGGACUUGGUGGCUCGGACGCCAGUAUUAGUAUUGAGGUUUUCACAAUUACAGAGGCAAACACCCCAAAAAUGUAUAUAACUGGUGGAGUAAGGGUAUGUGAUAGAACGGAAGAUAUAAUGAUUCCAAUAACUAACCUAAAUCUAUUCAAAACGUGGACGUUUAUUGCCCUGACCGCAUGCGUGUCGCAGGCUGAAGGUAGAGACGAAAUCCCCGUGGUUACUCUUUAUGUGAACGAUGACGAAGAUUCUGCUGAAGAACAAGCUGACUCGAGAAAAUGUUUCGAACAACUUUUUGUCAAACUGACUAAAUUGAAGUCACGUUUUGAAGAUGAGGACCCGAAGCAGGAUGACCCAGAUAGGGAAGGAGAGUAUAGGUAUAGUGUACUAGACAGAAGGUUAGACGAAGCUGAAGAGCUAAUGAGAAAUACCAGAUUUAAGAGAGAUGUGUUCAGGGAGAACGGAGAUCCUGAACCAACAAUUCGACUCAGCAAAAAUCCAAUGAUUAUUGGUGAAGGCCUGGACGGGAACAUUGACGAGAUUGUCGUUUGCAAUCUGUGUGCAGACAAAGAUCAAAUUGAUGCCCUCAGGCUUAAUGGAGAGAUUCCAAGAAGAUUUGGAAAAGCUGAUAUAUAGAACAAUGCUAUGUUAAGCAUUUGAACUCAAUUCCAAAUGAAAAUAAAAUACAUAAAAAUGGGAUUGAUAUAUGCACCUCAGUCGGGCUAAUAUUAUCUUUUUAUUCCAUAAUACUACUGUUUUCCCUGGAAAAUAAAAUCAUAUUAUCCCUCUUAAAAUCAUAUAUCCUCGAAAAACCAUAUUGUCCCUGUAAAAAUAAUAAUAUAUACUCGAAAAAUCAUAUUGUCCCUGUAAAAAAAUCAUAUAUACUCGAAAAAUCAUAUUGUUCCUAUU
Molecule: messenger RNA, 1287 nt
Organism: Owenia fusiformis
Lineage: Eukaryota; Metazoa; Annelida; Polychaeta; Sabellida; Oweniidae
Source: the annotation of a GenBank genome assembly